AUGAUACAUUACUCGCAGCAGAAACUGAAGAAGCGUGUAGAGAAGAUUCCAUACAACUGCUGCAACAUCCGUGUAGAACAGGAAAUAAGGAAACUGGUUGAUGUCAGGACUCAGACAGCAGGGCUGUGCAGCUCCCGGCCAGUCCUGCUAUUUUUCCUUCACAGGUGUUCGUGGUUGACUGGUGGGCGGAGACGCACACCUGCGACUCAUCCAGCAGCACUCGAGGGACUACAAGAACAGCGUUCGAACAGCGAGAGGACACCAGAGUGUUUUCGUUGCGGUUACCUUCUCGAGCUCCAAGAUCCCCUUCGUGACUCUUCUGUUCCUUCGACCUCCUCCCGAGUCGAACCUGGAUCCAAGGCUCACUCCUACGACCUCCGGUUCCCCUCGCUGUUCUGGAUCUCGGUACCACGGUGCUGCUCGGACCUCCUCGCCCCGCUCAACGGCAACCCGAACACCUGCCAUCAACAUCAAGCUGAGUCCUUACACACACAACCUUCCCGGCCGUGUUCUCUCGCACCUUGUGAACGAUCCGGUUCCCUGUUCCCGAGCCUGCCCGGGCCGUCUCCUCGUUCCCCAGACCGAAUCGCCCUCUCGGACCGCUCGCUCCUCGGCCACAGCACCACGAGCGAGACCCCCCUAGACCCGCUGAUCCUCCGCUUCCGCCACCCGAACCCAUGCACGGCCAAAAGAUCAGGUCCGUCGGUAGAAACGGAGGUACCGACGGACCAACCUAAGUUAACUUGUUCGUCUCCUCCGCGGCUUUGCCUAAGAGCAACCAUUGUUUCUCCCCGAGCUACCCUUUCGUUGUCCGCCCUAGUUGAUUCAGGGUGUGAUUUUAAUUUGAUUGACAGCUCUUUCGCCCGACGGGCUGGGCUGAAGAUUUUUCCUCUUGAUUCGCCACUUCAUGUUUCGGCCUUAGAUGGAGGAGUUCUCCCGAGUAUUACCUACAGAACCCAGCCGUUUGAGUUAGUUAUUUCUGGUAAUCACAGAGAACGGCUUUCCUUUUUUGUUUUUCCCGUAAAACAUGCCCCGUUGGUUCUCGGUGUCCCCUGGCUGCAACAGCACAACCCCCACAUUAACUGGGUGGACCAUCGGGUGGAGUCCUGGUCGUCUAACUGCCAUGCAGUCUGUUUACAGUCUGCGGUCCCAUCUUGUCAGGCCCCGCCGCAGCCGCCCCUUCAGGCAGAUCCAGAGUCCCUAAGAUCGGUGCCUGAGUGCUAUCACGACCUCAGGCAGGUUUUCAGUAAAUCACAAGCCUGCUCCUUGCCCCCGCAUAGGCCCUACGAUUGCGCUAUAGAUCUCCUGCCGGGUGCCCCGCUGCCGGCCAGCCGUCUCUAUAAUAUUUCUCAGGCUGAGCGUCAGGCUCUAGAAAAGUAUAUUAAGGAGUCCCUGGCUGCCGGGCUUAUCCAGACCUCUUCCUCGCCGUUAGGGGCGGGUUUCUUUUUUGUCUCUAAGAAGGACGGUUCUCUACGUCCCUGUAUUGAUUAUCGGGGUCUUAAUGCUAUUACGGUGAAGAAUAGGUAUCCCCUUCCCCUACUCUCCUCGGCCCUUGAACCGGUUCAGUCAGCUACAGUCUUUUCCAAAUUAGAUCUACGUAACGCUUACCACUUGGUGCGGGUCCGCCGGGGGGACGAGUGGAAGACGGCCUUCAAGACUCCUUUGGGUCAUUUUGAGUACCGAGUCAUGCCUUUCGGCCUAUGCAACGCCCCUGCGGUCUUCCAAGCCUUAGUGAAUGACGUCCUCCGAGAUUUCCUAAAUGUAUUUGUGUUCGUCUAUCUAGACGACAUCCUUAUUUAUUCUCGUAAUCUCUCUGAGCAUCAACAACAUGUGCGCCUAGUCCUCCAACGCCUGCUUGAGAACAAGUUAUUUGUUAAGGUUGAAAAGUGUGAAUUUCACAAGCCCUCAGUAGCCUUCCUUGGCUUAAUCCUAGAAGGAGGACGAGUUCGUUCGGACCCCGAAAAGAUCAAAGCAGUCCUCGAAUGGCCAGUCCCCGAAACCAGGAAGCAGCUCCAACGUUUCCUGGGGUUUGCCAACUUUUACAGGCGCUUCAUCCGGGGUUAUAGCCAGAUCGCCGCUCCCCUUCACUCCCUCACCUCAGUCAAAGUACCCUACAUAUGGAAUCCCCAAGCUGACUCAGCGUUCACCGACCUCAAAAAGAGAUUCUCUCAGGCCCCCGUCCUUGUUCACCCCGAUCCGAAGAAGCAGUUCAUCGUUGAGAUUGACGCCUCUGAUACGGGAGUCGGAGCAGUGCUUUCCCAGAAUUCAGACCCAGACCAUAGGCUACAUCCCUGUGCCUUUUUCUCCCGACGUUAUCAGCCUCCUCUACUCCCAGAAGACAACUCACGUAUCACAGUCCCCUCAGUAAAGGACCAUAUCACCCGUUGCAAACAGUAUUGGAACCAGACCAUCCAAGCCCUCAAGAACACUGCCGAGACCAAUCGCCGAUUCGCUGACCGGAGGCACGUCCCUGCCCCCAGUUACCAUCCCGGUCAGCGAGUCUGGCUUUCCACUCGAGACCUCCCCUCCCGAGCAGCCUCCAAGAAACUGUCCCCACGUUUCACCGGCCCUUACGAGAUCAUCUCCAUUGUCAGCCCCACAACUGUCCGUCUCCGUCUCCCAUCUCACUCCCGAGUUCAUCCCACGUUCCACGUCUCUCAAAUCAAGCCCGUCGUCUCCAGCUCCUUGUGCCCUCCGGCCGAACCCCCUCCACCCGCCCAGGACCAUCAUGGGCGCCGCAUCCAGCGGAUCGUGACCUCCCGUCGGCGAGGUAAGGGGUUUCAAUACCUCGUGGACUGGGUUGGCCGCGGUCCUGAGGAUCGGACAUGGCUCGCCGGCUCCUCCAUCCCGGAUCAGUCUCUUAUCGACUCCUUCCUUUCCUCCCGUCCCUCCUCGUCAUCCUCGGAAUCGUGUUCGUGGUUGACUGGUGGGCGGAGACGCACACCUGCGACUCAUCCAGCAGCACUCGAGGGACUACAAGAACAGCGUUCGAACAGCGAGAGGACGCCAGAGUGUUUUCGUUGCGGUUACCUUCUCGAGCUCCAAGAUCCCCUUCGUGACUCUUCUGUUCCUUCGACCUCCUCCCGAGUCGAACCUGGAUCCAAGGCUCACUCCUACGACCUCCGGUUCCCCUCGCUGUUCUGGAUCUCGGUACCACGGUGCUGCUCGGACCUCCUCGCCCCGCUCAACGGCAACCCGAACACCUGCCAUCAACAUCAAGCUGAGUCCUUACACACACAACCUUCCCGGCCGUGUUCUCUCGCACCUUGUGAACGAUCCGGUUCCCUGUUCCCGAGCCUGCCCGGGCCGUCUCCUCGUUCCCCAGACCGUUCUACCGUCUCUGAGUUGUCUCCCCGUUCCGCAGACUGGUUCUGCUGUCUGAACCUCUCGAGUCAAUAA
Molecule: messenger RNA, 3399 nt
Organism: Fundulus heteroclitus (mummichog)
Lineage: Eukaryota; Metazoa; Chordata; Actinopteri; Cyprinodontiformes; Fundulidae
Exons: 10
Coding region: 1-3399 (1132 amino acids)
Source: RefSeq, a predicted model, not a curated record